UUAUGAACAAAUACUACAUAGAUAGUGAAGAGAAGCAAUUCUAAUUAUCAAAUAGGGAAGUCUUGAAACCAUUAGAUGUUACUAACAGAUCAGAAGCCUCUUUAAAAACUUCAAUGGUUUCAUUUGCUUGCGAUCGAGAUAAUAAAUAUGACCUUGAGGAUUAUAGAACUUAACUUGAAGAAUAGUUGGCUGAGAACAUUGAAUUGAAAAGAAUGUUAAUGGAUGAGAUAGAGAAGAAUAAACGGAUUAGUGAUGUGGAUAAAUCGUCCCAAUUUUUAGAGUAAUAAGAUAAGUUUGCAUAAAUUCUUAACAAAAAGGAUAAUGAGAUUAUGAAUUUAAACAAAUUAUUAAGAUAAUUAGAGAUUGAAGUAUUUGAUUAUCAUAUAAUUAAGAACAAACUAUUACACAAGGACGAUCAAUUAGAAUCUUCGAGAAGAAUGGAAAAAGAAAAGUUAUAAGAAAAAAGAGUUAUGGAAUAUGAACAGAAGAUAAAUUUAAUAUUAGGAGAGAAUUCAAAAUUGAAUUAAGUAUUUAUAUGAGCAUCAAUAGAUUUUAUAAGAAAGGAUUACUCAAAUAGAGAAGAUGAAACAUACAGUUGAUUAAUUAGAAAGAGAGAAAAUGCAAAUAGCAGAGAAGUAUGAGAUACUGAUUGCUGAAGCAAACAACCUAUCCUCCAGAGAGAAGAGUACAAUAGAGAAAUGUCUUAAUGCAUAAAAGUAUAUUUAUUAAGUCUGAGUUUUAGAAACGAGUUCUAGAAAUAAUUGAAUAUUGUUAAUACACAGAAUAAUUAGAUGACUAAUAUACUUAACUAAUAAAAGAGUUAGAUUGAAUAAAUGGAAUUAUAAUUAGAUGAGAAUUAAGCUUAAUUAGAGAUGACCAAAUAAAGUUAUGAUGAAUAACUAAAGGAAAGGGAGAGUUUGAUUUAGCAAAAAGAGAAAGAGAACCAGGAUUUAAUGGUUAAAUUUAAUGAAUUGGAAAAGAAAUUGGUUUAAUAAAAUUAAUAGAUUACUAUAUUGGAACAAUAAUUAUUAACAAACAAUGAAUAGGUUGUGAUUGAAGAAAUGUAAAAGUACUUUGAAGAAUAAUAUGAUAUCAAGGAGAAAGAACUUGAAUCAAAACAUGAAAAAGAAAUCUCAAACUUGAUGAAGUAAUUGAAUGAAAAUUAAAACUUUAUUGAAGAACUAUAAAAUCAUCUAACAGAAAUACAUAAGCAAAUCACAAAAUUCAAAUAGGAGAAGCAAACUUUGAGAUAGUAAAAUUAAGAAUUGCAAUAAUAAGUCAAAUAAUUACAAUCAGAAGUUCAUUAAUAAGAAGAAUUAAGAUAUUCUCAAGAAUAUAUGUUACCUCAAUUUAACAUUUCUUGUUAAAGUGCCAUUACUGAUCAAUCCUUAUAGGAUGAAAAAGAGAAACAAAAUAAAUACGGAAGACAAUUAAAUAAAACCAAAGACAGUAUACAAUAAAAUAAAGAAAAUCAUGAAAAGAAAGAUACCAAAUCUAAUUAAUGCAUAAAUUAAUUGAAGCAACAGUCUCAAUAAAAUACAUCUUACAAAGCUUAAUUCUAAUAGAAGGUGAAGAAAAGUAACCCUUCAAAUAAGGAUUAAUAUGCUCUCGAUACAUUUGGAAAUAGAGAUAGAUCAAUUUCAUACUUAGAUAUGAUCAACAAGGAAGUAAAAUUUAAGGAAUCCUCGGACGAAGAAGAUCAAUCACCUAUAGCAUAGUUUAAAUAGUGGAAAUAAUAGAUGACAGUUCGUUAAUGA
Paramecium octaurelia is the source of this 1757-nucleotide messenger RNA. The record is from the annotation of a GenBank genome assembly. Lineage: Eukaryota; Ciliophora; Oligohymenophorea; Peniculida; Parameciidae.